AUGUCGCGGUCACGGUCUCAGCUGUACCGUCGGCGGUGAGAAAGAGAGAGAGAGAAAUCAGUGAAAAAUGGCUGGUGCCAGCGACUGGUUCAGCAUCGGCAGCACGGUGGUAUGUAAGACAUGUCACGAUCAGGAAAUCGAGGGCGAGGUAUUGGCCUUUGACCCGCAGACAAAAAUGCUGAUACUCAAAUGCCCAUCGACGAGCGGCAGGUCGUCGUUAAACGACGUGCACGUAGUGAAUUUGUCCCUCGUGUCCAACGUUCAAGUGAUACGAGAGGUGAGCGCGACGACGAACGAACCGCCACAGAGCCUGAAUCUGCAAAGGCUAAACACGCGGGUGCGUAAUCAGAUCGAGGAGAAGAAGAGACUGGUAAUGGCACUGCAGGCCGGAGUAUCGCCGGAGGGACAAAAACUGUUUAUCGCGAUCUCAAAGACUAUCCAAGACAUUACGUGGAACGGGGCGAAUAUCGUUGUGUUCAAUAAUGUCACCAUCAGGCCACCCUACAAGGUCGACAACGUUCACGGGAACGCCGAGUCCGGGGCGUACAGACAUGUGAAGAAAGUGGUUGAGAAACACAUUAAAGAUACGGCGCAGGCUCAACAACAACGGGAAUUACAACAGCAGACGCAGAAGGGAGCUGAACUCCAAUAAAGGUCCAAAAAGGCACUACGUUACAACAUGGAAGUCGCUGAAAUACAUUCGGGAAGUUCCAUCUUGUCGACGAGAUAGGGAGGAGAAGUUAACGAAGCACUCCGAACGGAAGGCUGUGGCAGCGCGAUUUAGGCGAAAUGCGCGCCUAUAGCAAGAAACUGGACAUCUUUGAGCGAACUCUCGCCAGCUGUUUGGUUGAAUGAAAAAGGAAAAGACAGAUACAAAGUGCAAAGUUAAACACACAGAAAUUUCACAUUCUGAUCCGAGUAUUGUUAAUAGUAUCGCAUGUGCAGCAUUUUAUAAAAUACAGUCGGACGUACGUAAUUCGUGAUUACAUUAGUCGUCAGCCUGGAAAUUUAACCGCGCAAAAACGAGUCCGCAAAAGUCGAACGGCGGUUUGACUGAUUCGAGUGACAACAAAUCAUAUUCAUUAAGUGGGGUCUACGAUGAGAAUUUAAGGCGUAAGAUUUGAGAAAUUGACCAAUCACAAUUUAUUUUUUUUCUACAAUUCGAAUAUGAUUAGUCGAUUUUUAAGGCUUAUGGCUUAAAGCAUCUACUGUAGACCAGGAUUGAAGCGGGGUCUACAAUGAGAAUUUAAAGUGUAAGAUUUGAGAAAUCGACCAAUCAUAAUUGAUUCUUCUUCUACAAUUCGACUGUGAUUGGUCGAUUUCUUAUAGCUUAGAGCUUAAAGCACGUAUUAUUGACCGGGACUAAAACGGGGUCUACAAUGAGAAUUUAAGCUCCAAGUCUUAAGAAAUUGAGUAAUCACAAUAGAUUGUUCUUCUAUAAUUCGAUUGUGAUUGGUUAAUUUCUUAAUACUUAGGGUCUAAAGCAGUAACUUGUAGACUAUAACUAAUUAUGUUAAGUUUUGAUGUGAAACUUAUUACAUAAUAAUUGGUAUAUUUUCAACUUAUACGACACGAGACAAAGAGAUACUUAGAUAAAAUUUCUCGCAAAUGGCAUCGACAAGUGCUAAGUGCGUUUUGAUUAUCAACUGCGUUCAGCGGAACGUUAAUAUUAUCACCAUUGGGAGUUUUUUACGAGAUUGGAUUAUUUUUCUAAACUUCAAGGAAUAGUCCAAUCUGUGUUCGUGUGUGUGUGUUCGUUAGCCGCCUGCACUCAUUUAUUCGAACUCGUUCACAAAUAUUUGUGAACAAAUAUUUGUUCGUAUUCCUUCGCGUUCGUAUACUCUCAGUCUGGAUCCACCCUAACAUACGCACUGCGGACCUUUACGUUGUGAUUCUAGUGGCGAGUAAACUUUUUUUUCACAAGAGUGGAGCGAUAAUCCGUGACAUAAUACUAGCAACAAGCGUGCAUCUUACCCUGAUUUCGCGAAAACUAGUUUUACGAUCGGCUCGAAUACGAUCGCGACGAUCCCCAUCUCCAUACCGAAGCUCGGAUUCACAAGCGAUUCCGCAUUAUGUUCGAUAUGGCACAGCGAACUCUUACUUUUCAGAAAUUAACCGACAACCAGUGUUUGCCUUGGAUGAUUUCAGAUUCAUCUGGAUGAAGAUGAGAUGAAAAUCCGAAAAAUUCAUCUUAGACGAGAUGAAGAUGAUUUUGUUUUUGAUUUAUCUGGAUGAAAGAUAAGUAGCGCUACUUAUUUAGAUAAUUUUUUAGAUGUCAUUGUUUUCAUGAGAGACUUUAUAAAAAUUUAUAAUAAAAA
This is a messenger RNA of Dinoponera quadriceps, 2318 nucleotides long. Its product is annotated as protein LSM12 homolog A-like. Lineage: Eukaryota; Metazoa; Arthropoda; Insecta; Hymenoptera; Formicidae. Bases 68 to 652 code for a protein of 194 amino acids. Gene Ontology annotation, molecular function: RNA binding. The transcript has 3 exons. The record is from RefSeq and is a predicted model, not a curated record.